AUGACUAAAGCAAGCUCAACCCUCUUGGCGAUCGCCAUGGCAGGCGCCGGGUACCUGACAGCCCUCUGCACAACGCCACCAAAUCCUUCACCCUCGCAAAAAGACCGGCACAGUACCGAUCGCGUAACCUGGUUCGCCGGCACUGGCGCCACAAUCGCACGCCGCACGACACUCGCCAUCACCCUAUAUCAUGCGCUCUUGACCGUGGUCCCAACCUACGCCCCCGAUCGCCUCCACCAAGUCUGCCCCCGGCCCUCGAACCGCAAUAUGGAGUUAUUCACCUGGAGUCCAAUCAGCGCCAUCUCCCUCUUCAUAAUUCUGCUCGGCGCCUACAUCCGCCUAUCGGCUUACGGAGGCCUAGGCCGGAAUUUCACAUUCCACCUCGCGGCGCCAGACCAGCUCGUGACCAGUGGUGUGUAUCGCUGGAUGCAGCAUCCGAGUUACACGGGAGUGUUCCUGAUAUAUCUGGGUUGUAAUGGUGUAUUUUUGAGGUGGGAUGGUGUGCAGGCGUGUUGGAUUCCGGAGGCUAUGCUGGCGAGAUGGGUUGGUUAUGGGUAUCCCAUUAUAGCGGCUAUUCUGGUUGUGUCGUUUACUAUGAUUGGAGUAAGAGUGAGGGACGAGGAGGGCAUGAUGAAGGCGCAGUUUGGGGAGAAGUGGGAGGUCUGGCAUCGGAAGACGGCGAGAUUUGUUCCGGGGCUUUUUUAA
Penicillium cinerascens is the source of this 705-nucleotide messenger RNA. Its product is annotated as methyltransferase family protein. Gene Ontology annotation, molecular function: protein C-terminal S-isoprenylcysteine carboxyl O-methyltransferase activity. NCBI's taxonomy places the organism in Eukaryota, Fungi, Ascomycota, Eurotiomycetes, Eurotiales, Aspergillaceae. Gene Ontology annotation, biological process: C-terminal protein methylation. Gene Ontology annotation, cellular component: endoplasmic reticulum; membrane. The transcript has a single exon. The coding region runs from base 1 to 705 and encodes 234 amino acids. The record is from RefSeq and is a predicted model, not a curated record.